This is a messenger RNA of Didymodactylos carnosus, 1522 nucleotides long. Lineage: Eukaryota; Metazoa; Rotifera; Eurotatoria; Philodinida; Philodinidae. The record is from the annotation of a GenBank genome assembly.
AGAUUUGAUCGAGAUAUAAGGAUUUUAAUUUUUGCUAGUAACAGGCGAAAAACCGAUUUUUCACAACAAUGCCUCUGGCGAAGUUAUAUUCAUUUCUACACAAAAACAAAUGUUGCCACUAUGCUCAGCGUAGUCGAUUACCUAUAUUCCAUGGCAUUUUAAGAUCCCCAGAGACGUCUGCGCGGAGAUAGACACGUGCUCGAGGAAAGCGAGCCCUGCCCGAACGACGCUAGCUAGAGAGCCGGGACUUGCAUAAUUUUGUAGAAUAACGUCCAAACUAUCUACGCGUGCAAAAAAAUUACUAACAUUGUGUAUUAGUUUUCUAAGAACGGAGCUGGUUUUCCAAAGAUCCUCUGAAAACCCGAUCUCUGGAAUUUUUUCAACAGUUGCUUCCGCUUGUGAAAAGUUCUGCUCAUUCAGGCUAUUGAACAGCGAAAAUCGCAGGUCUCUAUCUCAUUCCUAUCAAAAGUCAUUCAAAAAAUGCCCACGGGUCUUGUAUUUUGGGAUGGAUAGUAGUUAAUGUUCAAGCUACUGCACCACAACAAAUAGCUACGACACCAACCUUUAAAAAAAUAAAAACGUCACUUUAUACUGCACGUAACAAAAGUUAUCGUCCAAGACCGAAGUCAUUAAAUGAUGUAAACACUGAAGGUUAAAAAGAAUUCAUUUUUAUUUUAGAGCACUUUCUUAUCUAUAGUUCUGUCUUAAAUUAGGUAUAUGGCGACAAACGUUAAAUGGUGAUUCUUUUCUACUUAUUGAUCAGAAACAACAACCAGUAUUUGGUACAUUAUCAUCUCUUCAACAAUUAUGUAGUAGUGAUCAUUUAUUUAUGGAUGGUACAUUUUCAUCAUGUACAUAUACAAACUUAUUAGCUGCAAUUCAACGAAUUUGUUAUGAAAAUCACUUAAUUAUUAAUCCAAAAUAUAUAACCAUAGAUUUUGAAACUGCCAUAAUAAAUUCUCUAAGUAGAAUAUUUCCAAAUGCAGCAAUAAAAGGCUGCAACUUUCACUUUAAUAAAUAUUUAUAUAAACGUUUACAAGCAUUAGGAUUCCAGUCUGCUUUUAUUAAUGCUGAAUCUACAGAUAUUAAUGAUAUAAAUGUUCGAAAUUUAUAUAAGAAAACAGCUGCACUUGCUUCUACGCCACCAAAUCAGAUUCCAAAUUUAUGGGUGCAAAUUAUGGAUGAUUUUCAAUAUAUUCAAAAUAUUGAACCAUUUUUUGAUUAUUUUACAACAACAUGCGUAGAUGGUAAUGCAAUGUUUGAUUAUUCAUUGUGGAAUUAUUUUGAUUUCUUAAGUCAUCGUACUAACAAUAACGUCGAGGGAUGGCAUUGUAGACUAAAUUCUUUGCUUUAUCAUGUCCAUCAUCCAAAUAUUUACGUAUUUGUUAAUAGUUUAAAAGAAGAUUUUGCGUUCAAUACGGCUAUUAUAACACAAACUUCUGCCACUGGUGCAACACCAUCACGUAAAAAAUUGUAUGUUCAACGAAAUACACGCAUUCUGGAUUUGGAAAAAAGAUUUUAA